Molecule: messenger RNA, 647 nt
Organism: Coniophora puteana RWD-64-598 SS2
Lineage: Eukaryota; Fungi; Basidiomycota; Agaricomycetes; Boletales; Coniophoraceae
Product: U6 snRNA-associated Sm-like protein LSm7
Exons: 5
Coding region: 47-418 (123 amino acids)
Biological process (GO): nuclear-transcribed mRNA catabolic process; mRNA splicing, via spliceosome
Cellular component (GO): Lsm1-7-Pat1 complex; U2-type prespliceosome; U6 snRNP
Molecular function (GO): RNA binding
Source: RefSeq, a predicted model, not a curated record
CCUUUGACGCCUAGAUCGUACUCGAUCCUUCACUUCAAACAUAACAAUGGCAGAUCGGGGACGCGGCUUCAGCAGAGGACGAGGGGCUCCUGGCCCAGGCAGAGGAGGAGGACGCCCACCACCAUCGUCGUCCGAGCCAAAUAAGAACAAGCGGGAGGCCAUCCUAGACCUUUCGAAAUACGUCAACGAGCGCAUUCGCGUCAAGUUCACCGGCGGUCGGGAAGUAACCGGUAUUCUCAAGGGAUACGAUCAACUACUGAACCUAGUCGUGGACGAGGUCGAGGAGGUAGUAAACGAACCUGCACCAUCCCACACGCGCUCCUUGGGACUCGCCGUCCUACGAGGACCGACAGUCACCCUCGUCAGCCCAGUCGAUGGGUCUGAAGAGAUCGCGAACCCUUUCCUUGCGCAAGAGUGAAGUUCUAGGCGAACCACGUAAUAGUCCAUCGCAUCGAUUGCAUCUUUAGUCUCAAUGCCAAUAAAAAUCCAUUCGCCCUUGGCCCAGACCACGCACCAAGCUUUUUAUUUCGCGACAUAUGAUGCCGGUGAAAACAAGGCAUGCACUCCGAGGCUGGAUCAACUUCGAUCAAAUCUUUUAUAUCUUUCCUCUAAAAUCGUACUCGUGUAUCUUAGGCGACAUCAGCUCU